Vitis riparia (riverbank grape) is the source of this 1649-nucleotide messenger RNA. RefSeq names its product ceramide kinase-like. The record is from RefSeq and is a predicted model, not a curated record. Bases 145 to 1386 code for a protein of 413 amino acids. NCBI's taxonomy places the organism in Eukaryota, Viridiplantae, Streptophyta, Magnoliopsida, Vitales, Vitaceae. The transcript has 9 exons. Gene Ontology annotation, molecular function: kinase activity.
AAUCAACCCAUCAACGCACGUUUUCUCCAAAUGGGCAUCUGCCAAAAAUCUCAGAACCCAAUUUUGGAUGUUCAUCUGGAAUUUCAAGAAAUCCUCACAAGAUUGAGGUUUUGUUAAAUUCUUAUGUAACUUCAUAUCUCACAAAUGGAUACAAAUCAAGAUAGUCCUCACAUAAGGGCGCAGCUUGAAGAUGAAGGAUCAGUUUUGAACUCAAAUCUCUUCUUGGAACAUGUCGGAGAAGUCUCUCUCACUCUUAAUUCUGAUGGCUUGUCCUGGAAAUUGCUGGAGUCCUUACAUAAUGAGAAGGAUGGAUUAUCUUGUUUGGGCAUAAAAUUCAUUUCGAAAAGUGAAACGGAGAUCAAAUUUUCUGAUGUGUAUGCUGUUGAGUUCAUUAACUGGGGUUUGAUUCAUGAAUCAGUUCUUUCAAAUGCUGGAGGAUGUCUGAUACGUCAUGAAUCUGAGAUGUACCGUUUCACAGUGCAUGGUGUCCAAAGAUCAAAAACUAGACCUUCUCUUUUGGUUUUGGCUGUGUACACCUUUGGUCACAAGGAUUUGCAGACGUGUCAUAUGUGGGUGAAUCGAAUCAAUGCUUUACUGAAGAUGGAAACUGGGAGACCUAAGAGCCUUCUUGUUUUUGUUCACCCAUUGAGUGGGAAAGGAAAUGGCUGUAGAACUUGGCAAACUGUGGCUCCUAUAUUUUCACAUGCUAAAGUGAAAACAAAGGUGAUAGUGACACAGAGGGCAGGACAUGCAUUUGAUGUGAUGGCCUCUAUUUCAAAUGAGGAACUUAAUUCACAUGAUGGGGUCAUAGUGGUGGGUGGUGAUGGUUUCUUUAACGAGAUCCUCAACGGACUUCUCUCUUCAAGGCUUAAAGCUCCUUAUCCACCAGCUCCUGCAGACUUUGUUCAUUCUGUUGGGAGUAAUGACAGUGUCCUGGUUCAUGAUCCAAAUGAAACAGAUGUUGAAACUUCCUGUGAAAAUGAAGACCACUCUCCUCUUCUAUCAAGUCCAAGAAGUAACCCUAUUGAGUUAUCAAAUCUCAGAACUGAAGAGGGAUCUUGUGAUAGAGAUCAAGAUUCCAAGUUUUCCCUACCAAAUGAACGCUUUAGAUUUGGAAUUAUUCCUGCAGGUUCAACUGAUGCCAUUGUGAUUUGUUCCACUGGAACUCGAGAUCCUGUAACAUCUGCAUUGCACAUUGUCCUUGGUAAAAGAGUGUGCCUUGAUAUAGCUCAAGUUGUGAGAUGGAAAACAACUACUACAUCAAAAGAUGUACCUUGUGUACGCUAUGCAGCUUCAUUUGUCGGGUAUUUCUCAUUAUUACAGCAGUUAGAUAUCUGUUGUUCAACCUUCUCUCUCUUUUUUUUUUUUUUUCCAUGGCUUGGAUGAGCUUGAACUAUUCAUCAGGCUGAAUCCUUGACCUAGAGUAUGUGAUGAAAAACAACUUUUACUACCUGGCUUCUAUUGCUGGGUAUACCCAAUUUUGGGGAAAAUUAUGUUAAAGUGUACUGUUUUGAAAUUAAUGAAAAAAAAAAAAAAAAGACUCCCAAGAGCAGAACUUUAGUUUUCAUUAAUUCUGAUUGAAAUAAUCCCCAUAACCCAUUUGAAGACUUCUAUUAUGCAGGUUUUUUACAUGUCUAAAAUGUCCUCAA